GUUAUUUUAUUGCCCUCAUGUUGAACCAGUAUAGUUUGGUUCAGCCUUGGGUUUUAUUCCGAGGCAACUGAGGCUGCAAAAUCUUGCAGAAUGGUGGUGUCUUUUAACUGAGACUGAAAAACAAAUGGGUGUUCCAUAUCUGUUUGAGCAAUGGGCAAUCAUCUGCUGGAAUAUAUGGAAGGCAAGGAAUAAGAUACAUUUUGAAAAGGCUACAUUUAAUCCUGAACAUAUUUUGUUCAAAGCUAAUGCAAUGCUUCAGGAAUUUUGCUCAUGUCCUGGUAGAGACUUACUCAUGCCUCCAAAGCAGACAAUGCAAAGAAAACACGUUACCUCUGCUUGGCUUCGUCCUCCACCAGGCUUUUUGAAAUUUAAUGUUGACGCCUCCUUCAUGCCUAACUCCGGGUUGACGGCAUUGACCAUGGUGGGCAGAGACUCUUACGGGAAGAUACUUACUGGACGAACGUGGUUAUGCUCUACUGCCUCCUCUCUUAUGGCUGAAGCAAAUGCAUUACUGAGGGCUGUCCAAUCAGCAGCGGACAUGGGACUGGACCAAGUGAUUUUCGAAUCCGAUAAUGAGACCUUGAUCUCAUACGCACAACAUGCAAACCAACCCCUUCCUUGGGAGAUCCACUCCAUCAUUCACAACAUCAGAAGCUUUUGUUCUUCUCGGCCUAAUUUCUCCUUUUCUUUUAUCCCUCGUGCAGGAAAUAGAGUAGCUGAUUGGAUUGCAAGAUCAACUCUCAAGGGACAGUGCCCAUUUUACUGGGCUCAUUGCCCCCCUGAUAUUUUGCUGCAAUUACUACUUACUGAUGCUGUAUCUUAAACUCCUUCCUGUAAUCUUACUCUAUCUAAUAUAUGAAAUUUUCCUUU
Rubroshorea leprosula is the source of this 870-nucleotide messenger RNA. Lineage: Eukaryota; Viridiplantae; Streptophyta; Magnoliopsida; Malvales; Dipterocarpaceae. The record is from the annotation of a GenBank genome assembly.